Lachancea dasiensis is the source of this 1191-nucleotide messenger RNA. Lineage: Eukaryota; Fungi; Ascomycota; Saccharomycetes; Saccharomycetales; Saccharomycetaceae. The record is from the annotation of a GenBank genome assembly.
AUGUCUCUAAGAAUCCAAGCUUCCAGAUUGAUUGCUAACUCCCGUGUUAUCACUGCCAAGAGAGCCCUCUCUGUGGCUUCUCGUGCCACUCUAAGACCAACAGCUGCUAGACAAUUCGUCAAGCCAAUGGUUGCUACUCGUGGUCUAAAGCAGAUCAACUUCGGCGGUACCACUGAAACCGUGUACGAAAGAGCCGACUGGCCUCGUGAGAAGUUGUUGGACUACUUCAAGAACGACACCAUGGCCAUGAUCGGUUACGGUUCUCAGGGAUACGGUCAAGGUUUGAACAUGAGAGACAACGGUUUGAACGUUAUCGUUGGUGUGCGUAAAGACGGUGCCUCAUGGAAGGCGGCCAUCGAAGACGGCUGGGUUCCAGGUGAAACCUUGUUCGACGUGCACGAGGCCAUUGAAAAGGGUACCUACAUCAUGAACUUGUUGUCCGACGCUGCCCAAUCCGAGACUUGGAAUUCCAUCAAGCCAUUGCUAACCAAGGAAAAGACUUUGUACUUUUCUCACGGUUUCUCCCCCGUCUUCAAGGACUUGACGCACGUCGAGCCUCCUAAGGACAUCGACGUUAUCUUGGUUGCUCCAAAGGGCUCCGGUAGAACCGUGAGAUCUUUGUUCAAAGAGGGCCGUGGUAUCAACUCUUCAUACGCCGUCUGGAACGACGUUACAAACAAGGCUCACGAAAAGGCCCAAGCUUUGGCCGUUGCCGUUGGUUCUGGUUACGUCUACCAAACCACCUUCGAAAGGGAAGUCAACUCCGACUUGUACGGUGAAAGAGGCUGUCUAAUGGGUGGUAUCCAUGGUAUGUUUUUGGCUCAAUACGAAGUGUUGAGAGAAAACGGCCACUCUCCAUCCGAGGCCUUCAACGAAACCGUCGAGGAAGCCACUCAAUCCUUGUACCCAUUGAUCGGUAAGUACGGUAUGGAUUACAUGUACGACGCCUGCUCUACCACCGCCAGACGUGGUGCUUUGGACUGGUACCCAAUCUUCAAGGACGCCUUGAAGCCAGUUUUCCAAGACUUGUACGAGUCCACGAAGAACGGUUCCGAGACCAAGAGAUCAUUGGAGUUCAACUCUCAACCUGACUACAGAGCCAAGUUGGAGGAAGAAUUGCAAACCAUCAGAGGCAUGGAAAUCUGGAGAGUUGGUAAGGAGGUGAGAAAGUUGAGACCUGAAAACCAAUAA